AUGGGAUUAUUAGAUAAAGUUACUGAAGUAUUAACUUCAAAAUUUAAUUUUGUCGAUCUGGCUGGUACAGAAAGACUUAAAAGAACAAAUGCUGAAGGAAAUACAGCAAAAGAAGGCAAAAAUAUCAAUAAUUGCUUAUUGCAUCUGGUAAAUGUUAUCUCUGUAUUUUCUCGCAAAGAUCAUCAUAUUCCCGAUAGAAACUCAAAAUUGACGCUUCUGUUACAGGAUUCAUUAUGUGGAAAUUCAAAAACACUAAUGAUUGCAUGUAUAUCUCCAAGUAACGAAGAUUUACGUGAAACCAUUUCAACAUUGAAUUAUGCAAGUAUAGCAAAAGAAAUAAGAAAUAUGAUUUUUGUUGAUCAACGUAUUGAUAGAGGAUGCAAAGUUUCAGCAGAAAAAAAUGAAGAAAUCAAAUAA
Messenger RNA from Strongyloides ratti, 417 nucleotides. Its product is annotated as Kinesin-like protein KIF21B. Gene Ontology annotation, biological process: microtubule-based movement; mitotic spindle organization. The record is from RefSeq and is a predicted model, not a curated record. NCBI's taxonomy places the organism in Eukaryota, Metazoa, Nematoda, Chromadorea, Rhabditida, Strongyloididae. The coding region runs from base 1 to 417 and encodes 138 amino acids. The transcript has a single exon. Gene Ontology annotation, molecular function: microtubule binding; ATP binding; microtubule motor activity.